Mucor velutinosus is the source of this 723-nucleotide messenger RNA. RefSeq lists its product as uncharacterized. Bases 1 to 723 code for a protein of 240 amino acids. The transcript is spliced from 6 exons. The record is from RefSeq and is a predicted model, not a curated record. Lineage: Eukaryota; Fungi; Mucoromycota; Mucoromycetes; Mucorales; Mucoraceae.
AUGACAUCUGAAAGCAACACAAUGACACAUCAUCACCCUCGAAAGAGCCACCGAGUGUAUCGAUCUCCAUCCAGUCCAAGCGAACCAAGCCCUUAUGCAAAAAGCAGCAAGGAAACAAUGAUGGAAAUUGAUGCUAAAGAUGAGGAAGCUGGCACUAUUCUGAUGGCAUUAUCGCAGCAUGCUACUCGAAUCCGAUCCAAUUCAGUGAGCAAUGAUAGAAAUGCAACUAUUAAAGCUGCUGCUGCUGCAUCUACCAGUGCGAUGACAGCAAGAAGCAACUCCAUGUCCAUUCGAAAUUUGCUGGAUAAUGAAACAUCAUCCAGCACAGAAAUACCAUCAAUUCGUCCAUACCAAUCAAUUUCAACGGGCUAUAAACCACGCUAUGAAACAAGACGCAAAGGCUUUCAAAUUUGCCUUACGCAGAGAAGUGCGGUAUCAACAGAUGAAGACAUGUACCAUCAUCGACGUAAACAAAGAUCAUUUAGUAGAUAUCCCAACAAUCACAAUAACAACCACCACCACUCAAAGUACCAUCCAGUGCUAAAGAUCAGAGGCAACACAGCACAUAUCCACAUUAGUUACCGUAUUCAUGCUCAUCAAGCUUCAUUGUAUGAAACAAAUACACCCAAACCAACAAAAACAAUACACUCAUCAUACCCCAGAACAUCUCAUUCAGCGCCUUACAUGGACCAUCACCACGGACAUCCCUACUCCUAUCGGUAG